Molecule: messenger RNA, 300 nt
Organism: Williopsis jadinii
Lineage: Eukaryota; Fungi; Ascomycota; Saccharomycetes; Phaffomycetales; Wickerhamomycetaceae
Exons: 2
Coding region: 1-300 (99 amino acids)
Source: RefSeq, a predicted model, not a curated record
AUGACCUUCACCUCUUCUCUUAUAUUUCUGAAUUAUAUUGUUAUUGAGAUUAUUGUUAUUGAGAUUAUUGUUAUUAAGAUUAUUGUUAUCAAGACUACUGUUAUUAAGAUUAUUGUUAUCAAGACUACUGUUAUUAAGAUUAUUGUUAUCAAGACUAUUGUUAUCAAGGUUAUUGUUAUCAAGACUACUGUUAUCAAGACUAUUGUUAUCAACACUACUGUUAUCAAGACUAUUGUUAUCAACACUACUGUUAUCAACACUAUUCUUGUUGUCUCUAUCAUAUCAACUACUCUCUACUAA